AAAAUAUAAUAUAAACUUCAUUAUAUUUAUAUAAUCUAUUAAUUUAAAUAUUUAUUUAUUUUAUUUAAAAUUAUAAAAACUCACCCCAAAAAAAAUGAAAAUGAAAAAUAGUUUUUUAUUAUUUUUAUUUUUAUUUUUAAUAAAUUUAUACAUUGGAUAUUCUCAACAAAGUUGUACCGAAGAUUGGAAUUGUCCUAAUCAACCUUACCAAUUCUGUGCUCAUAAAUGGAUUGUCGAUGCUCGUUCUUUCGUUGUUGGCCGUGAUGACUUUAUUUAUUUUACAGCUAGAAGAAAUACCGAUAAUGGCCAAUAUGGUGCAUCCUAUUUAUUAAAGGUGCCAAAAUACAGCUCAUCAAAUAACCCACCAAUUACCAUAGUAUAUCAAAUUGAAGAUGAAAUUGCAAAUGGUCCAGUGUUUAAUCGUGUUAAUGGUGCCAUUGGUGCAAACUUAUUACCAGGAGGAAAAGUUUAUAUAGUUCAAGAUAUGUAUAGAUAUUUACCAUUGUAUGGUACUUAUAAUCCAACAACCAAGAAAUUUACAACAGCUUUCAAACAAAACCCAGAAAAUGGUAUCUUUGUCCAUGCCGCCGAAAAUAAACUCUAUAGAUGUGUCGAUAACAGAUUAGAAUCUCUUUCCCCAAUUCCAUUGGAUCUCAACGAUACCCCACAAUCUAUCAACUAUUAUAACACUAGCUACUGCAAUGGUUUAUGGAAGAAUGGAAACACUCUUUACUUUACUCAAAGAAUUUUCUCUGGUGGUCUUAGUGCUGUUGGUUUUUAUAUUGGUAAUACCGAUUGUCGUGAUUGUGCCAUUGGUAAAGAGUUGUUCUAUGUUAUGGAUAACGUAUUAGGAUUUGCAGCCAAUGAUAAGUUCUUUUUUUAUAGUACACAAAAUGGUCUUUUCAGAGUUCCAAUCAAUGGCGAUGUUUCCCAAAGAUAUAAAUUAUCGGAUAAUCCAAAUAUUAAAGGUAUUGGAUUAGAUAAUGAAGCUGUCUUUUAUGCUACCUCAACUGCAAUAGUUCGUAUCGAUUUAGAUGAUCAAUAUAUUACAUUAUUAUAUGAUUCCGCUGGCUCUCAAACUUUUGGUACUUGUAAAUGUAUUUCAGAAUUCACUGGUAGCUCAUGCACAAGCUGUAAUGGUACAAUUACAUGGUCAAAUGGUAAACCAACUUGUAAUCUAUUUUUAGCCGAUGGUACUGUUUCAUAUUGUGAACAAGAUUGGCAAUGCUUAAACUCUCCAUUCAAUUAUUGUAGUUCAAACGCAUGUAAAUGCAGAACAGGUUUCAGUGGCUCUCGUUGUGAAUUAUGUUCAUCAAAUAAUAUUACUUGGUCUGAUAGUGGCAUUCCAACCUGUAAUUUAUAUUACCAUGGAUAUACAACUUCAUAUUAAAAAAUUCUCUAAUAUAAAAUUUUUUAUAAUCAAAAUUUAUUAAUAAAACUUUAUAUUUAUUUAUUUUUGUGGUUUUCCACAAAC
This is a messenger RNA of Dictyostelium purpureum, 1474 nucleotides long. RefSeq lists its product as uncharacterized. Bases 95 to 1390 code for a protein of 431 amino acids. The transcript has a single exon. NCBI's taxonomy places the organism in Eukaryota, Evosea, Eumycetozoa, Dictyosteliales, Dictyosteliaceae. The record is from RefSeq and is a predicted model, not a curated record.